UUUUUCAGCGGUACACCGACAGGUAUAACCAUCUGGACAGCUGUUUAUCAGCUAGCCGUCAAGUAAUGUCAUCAAUUGUCCAUCUGUAAACUGUGGAGCGAGUCAGAAGAAACAUGGCGGUCACUAUACAGUAGUAGAAUACCUCUGAGCCAACAUCAGUUUCCAUCCCAUGUGCUUUCAUUAAGGUACACUGUGACAAGAUGGCUACUGAGGACUCUAACAUGGUGAGGUGCUUCCAGCACUGCGACAGGACUAGGAAUAUCCUGUGUUUCUCCGUCCCCCAGAUCUGUCCCCUUUGUGGGAGAAAUACGAGAGAAAGUGAGAGUCGAAUACCUCCUUAUGUGAUACCGUGCCCGUUUGUUAAGGCACACAACCAGCCAUUUUCCAUCAUCAUAAAACCAACUCUAGGUACAUUUCUACAAAAUUACACAGAUACAUCCAAUCUGCAUAUAGGAUUGACAGAUUCAGAAGGUGUCACAUUUGAUUAUGAUGAGGAUGGUGUCAAUAUCAACGCACCUGGCUGGGACCAAUGUGUUGCCAUAGCAAUGGUACAAAACUCUGGUAAUAGAGAUUUCUCAUUAAGGUGGGACCAAACCUUAAGAAGGGAGAGUAAAGAUGACUGCUGGACUAAAUACAGAUACCAUGAGGACAAGUAUAACUGUUUUGACUUUGUGAUACAGUUUCUAUGGCAAGUUCAACUACACCAUGUCAAUCCUUCGCUGAGAAGUAAGUCGGCGAUGUGCCAGGAACUUGUCAUUCAGCAUACUAGACGUGCGGGACAGUAUAUCAACAUCUACAGACACAUCAACACACAUGGAUAUCUCUGUCAGAUGGUGAAAUGAGCUCGUAAACCUAACUAGUUACAUCAGGGAGUGUCCUCUUCCAUGUCUUGCGGCGCACCAGGAAGCAACACAAGUUUUCCGGUCCUUGGCCUUUCUCACAUUCUCAGCCAAAGUCAACAGUGUUCCCUGUCAUUGGCCACUCUGUCCAACAACUACCCGAUCCAUUUGUAUGACCUCCAUCCAAGCCUAGGAGAGAAUUCAUUGUAGUUUCUAAACUGUUAUAUCAAGACUCUUGUGGCAUGAUUUUUCUUCCUUCUAGCAAAUAUAUAUUAAUAAAUGUCUGCUUUAACUUGUUGGUAGUAAUACAAACCAAAACUUAAAAACAGUAGGAACAGGUCCAGUCUCAACUCCAAAGAGUUAUCUCCCUUUAAAAAAAUAGAUGCUAUCAUAAAUCUUCAUAUUUUUUUUAUUAUAAGGCGCAUGGGACGACCAGUUCACCCAGGUGAGGGGGUGUGUUGUGUAUCAAAAGAAGGUCACUCUGACCUACAUUUUGACCAUUGAACUUCAAACAAACCAUUUCAUCAUAUUUAAUUGUGACAUUUCAGGCAUACAUCUUGAUGGACCUGCAGAUUUUAAUACA
Pecten maximus is the source of this 1422-nucleotide messenger RNA. RefSeq names its product MKRN2 opposite strand protein-like. NCBI's taxonomy places the organism in Eukaryota, Metazoa, Mollusca, Bivalvia, Pectinida, Pectinidae. The record is from RefSeq and is a predicted model, not a curated record. The transcript has 6 exons. Bases 201 to 842 code for a protein of 213 amino acids.